CAAGAAGGCGCACGGUGCGAAGGCAGUGGAGGUGGAUGGAGAAACGUGUUUCUCUUUCUCCAUCCUAAACCCAACCCCAACCGAUAUGUCUUUCUCUCUCCUCUCUCCUGCCUCUCACUUCUCAUUCUCCUCCUCCAUUCUUGCCGCUCCUUCUCACAUCAGAAAUCCGCCUCUUUUCUCUCUCCUCUCCUCCCAACCUUCAUCUUCGUCAUCCACUCCGCCUUUUACUAAGAUCCCACGCCAUGACCCUGGGACUGGUAUUACCAUCUCACACAAUUGCGCUAACCUCUUUUUACCUUACAUGUCGAUAGCAAACGAACCCCUUCAUAGGCUCUUUUCAUCUAGAUCGUCUUCUUACUCUUCCUGCUCUAUUGGCGGAGGGGAGGACCGUGUUGCCGGCGAAGAAGAAGAUGGGGAUCCUGACGACGACGAGGAUGAAGAAGUUGUCGUUGAUAGCUCCAAGGAGGGCACAAGGCCAAGGCCUUCUAGUUUGCCUGAGAGAUGGGACGUGUUAGGUCUCGGCCAAGCCAUGGUAGAUUUUUCUGGCGUGGUUGAUGGCGAAUUUUUGGAUAGACUGGGUAUAGAGAAGGGUACAAGGAAGGUUGUGAAUCAUGAGGAGAGGGGUAGAAUUUUGCGGGCAAUGGAUGGGUGCAGCUACAAGGCUGCUGCUGGUGGAUCUCUUUCUAAUAGUCUUGUGGCCUUGGCCAGACUUGGUGGUCAGCCCAUUGGAGGGCCUGCCUUGAAUGUGGCUAUGGUUGGCAGCAUUGGUAGUGAUCCACUUGGUGAGUUCUACAGAGCAAAAUUGCGUCGGGCAAAUGUGAAUUUUCUCUCUGCACCAGUCAAAGAUGGGACAACAGGAACAGUUAUAGUGCUGACAACUCCAGAUGCUCAGCGUACGAUGCUUGCGUAUCAGGGCACAUCUUCGAUGGUUGACUAUGAUCCUUGCCUGGCUAGCUGUAUUGGUAAAACAAGAAUACUUGUAGUUGAAGGUUAUUUACUUGAGCUUCCUGAUACAAUCAAAACAAUUAAAAAAGCAUGUGAAGAUGCCCGCAGGAGUGGUGCUCUGGUUGCUGUCACAGCGUCGGAUGUCUCCUGCAUUGAGAGACAUUAUGAUGAUUUCUGGGAAAUUAUGGGGAAUUAUGCCGACAUUGUCUUUGCAAACAGCAAUGAAGCCAGAGCUUUCUGUCAUUUCUCCUCAAAGGAAAGCCCCAUUUCUGCUACAAGGUACCUAAGCCAUUUUGUUCCUGUAGUCUCAGUUACGGAUGGGCCAAGAGGCUCUUACAUUGGUGUGAAAGGGGAACCUGUUUAUAUUCCUCCUUCGUUGUGUGUUCCUGUGGACACUUGUGGGGCAGGUGAUGCAUAUGCGUCAGGCAUCUUAUAUGGUAUUUUAAGGGGUGUGUCAGAUUUGAAAGGCAUGGGUACAUUAGCAGCUAGGGUUGCAGCUGUAGUUGUUGGGCAACAGGGAACCCGGCUAAGGGUCCAAGACGCUGUUGGGUUGGCAGAGUCAUUUACAUUCCAUCAUGAAAGCUCAUCCGCUCAUUCUGACAUGGGUUCUGAUCAGAUCUCUAGCUUGUAAUACAUUGUGAUGGCCACCUUGGUUAUUUUCCCCCAAUUAUUUUUUUGGACUGAUUUUCUAUGAUUUUUAAGUUCUCCCUUUGUACAUUAUGUAUACUGGCAAGGAAGCCUCCAAUAUCUAAUUGAAAUUUUUUAGUUAGAUGUCAUGCAAAGUUUGGCUCUGUAUGUGAAGAUAUAAGUAACAUUGAGCUGAGUGCCUGUUACAGCUGCUGCUUUUUUUUUUUUUUGUGAUGAAUAUGCAAAAAUAGAAGAUACAAUUUUUUGUUAUUUUAUCCAAUAUUAUACUUUUAAGACGG
Messenger RNA from Ilex paraguariensis (yerba mate), 1871 nucleotides. NCBI's taxonomy places the organism in Eukaryota, Viridiplantae, Streptophyta, Magnoliopsida, Aquifoliales, Aquifoliaceae. The record is from the annotation of a GenBank genome assembly.